Monoraphidium neglectum is the source of this 603-nucleotide messenger RNA. RefSeq lists its product as hypothetical. The transcript is spliced from 6 exons. The record is from RefSeq and is a predicted model, not a curated record. Bases 1 to 603 code for a protein of 200 amino acids. Lineage: Eukaryota; Viridiplantae; Chlorophyta; Chlorophyceae; Sphaeropleales; Selenastraceae.
AUGGCCGAGACGAUCACCACCCAGGUCGUGGGCAAGGUCCAAGUCCCAGCCGGCGCGACCAAGGAGAGCACGGCGCCGCAUGGCCACCGCUACACCUCCCACAUCUCAAGGCCCUAUGACGACGUCGCGCCCGAGAUCCAGGACCUGGUGCGCACCGUGAUGGGGCUGUACAGUCGUGCCUCCUUCAGCACGGACGACGGCCAGAAAAUCCUGUUGCGCUUCGUGCACAACGCUGUGUGGGACACGCCGCUCUUCUUCGCACGCGGCACCGAACGCAUGCGCGUGCUGGCGCGCGGGCUGGGGCUGCCGUUCUGGCGCGUGGGGACGACGCCGCGGCUGGUCACAGUCUCCAUGGUCAACGACGCCCUGGGCCGCAUCGUUGUGGAGGGGGUGCUGGAAUUCUACCCGCGGCUGCCAUGGCCGCUGAGCGCCGUGGCCCCGGAGAGCUUCCCCCUGCACGUGUCCUGGAGCAUCAUCGCGCGCGGCGAGGACGACCGGAUCAUGAGUGUCACCGAGUCCCUGCACAACGUGCCCAAGGUGCCUUACGUGGUGCGCGCCGCCGCGGCCACGGCCCUCUCGACCGCCGCCCUCACAGUCUUCUGA